GGAGGAUCGAUUGGCGAGCUUCCGGGGCGACGAACGAUCGGCAAAAUUAUUUCGCCCAGGUAUCGAGGGAGUCCUGCAGGGCUGGCGAGUAGGGACGCUGCACCUUCGGGCGUGCCGAGAUCAUCACCGGGUGAAUCGCGUGCCGUUAUGACGGUCCAUCAUCACCACAAUCACCACGUGCCGACCCUGGGUGGCAUCAGCGUCGGUGGAGGAAGCCACGGGUUGAACCUCAGCGGAAUAUCCGCGGGACUGGACGCCAGCAGGAGGCUUCAACAGGACAGCAUCCAUCAGGACAGGAACGGGCUCGUCGAGAGGCUAGUCGGGAACGGAAUUGAGAGAAGCGGGAUACCUGCACCUCAGGACAGGAACGGACUGAUCACGGAAAGGAGUCACAUCGACAGGAUGGGCGAUGCUUCGACCACGAUGCCGCAGAGGUCCAGGUUCAUGAUCACCGACAUCCUCGCCGGUGCUUCGAGCCCCUCGAGUCCUUCAAGCCUGAUCCAGGGUCAGGGACCUCCCGGAAGCCCGCCGUCGACACCCCGCGAUCUCAGCGUCAGGCACCAGUCCAGAUCUUCCCUCAAUAACAGCACCCUCGACGAGGACAGCGACGAGAGUCAUCACGAUGCCGCGUCUGUCUCCUCGAACGGCGGUAAAGAAGACGACCCUAAGGGCUCGUCGUCCAGUUCCUCGAGUUCGGCGCUAAGCAAAAAGCAGAGAAAAGCCCGAACGGCGUUUACGGAUCACCAGCUCCAAACCUUGGAGAAGAGUUUCGAGCGUCAGAAGUACCUGAGUGUUCAGGACAGGAUGGAACUCGCGGCGAAGCUCUCGCUGACCGAUACGCAGGUCAAAACGUGGUACCAGAACAGAAGAACGAAGUGGAAACGGCAGACAGCCGUGGGUCUGGAGCUUCUUGCGGAGGCCGGAAACUACGCGGCGUUCCAGCGACUCUACGCGGGUGGCGUCGGGGUCCCGGGACACCCGUCGGCCGCGGGGCCUUACUGGCCCUACCCAGGGGGCCCGCCCCCACCACCAAGCGACAUCUACUACCGUCAGGCGGCUGCGGCCGUCACCCUGCAGAAGCCCCUGCCGUACCGCCUCUACCCCCCGGCGGCGGCGAUGAUGCUGGCUGGGCCCAGCGCCCCCCUGGGAACCCUGGCGGCUAGCUCGAGCCUAUCUAGUCUUAGCAGCUAUUACAGGGCGAGUCCCGAGACCGUCGACGCAAGGGAGCGGGAGAGCCUCGAGAGGGCGAGCAUCGGGAGGGCGUCGAGGAGCCCCGAGAGGAGCACGCCACCCCCGAGAGAAGACACGCCCCAAAGUGUAAGGGCGGAGAGCGACGACGAGAGUAUACACGACGUCUAG
Diprion similis is the source of this 1359-nucleotide messenger RNA. Its product is annotated as homeobox protein B-H1-like. Gene Ontology annotation, molecular function: RNA polymerase II transcription regulatory region sequence-specific DNA binding; DNA-binding transcription factor activity, RNA polymerase II-specific. The record is from RefSeq and is a predicted model, not a curated record. Lineage: Eukaryota; Metazoa; Arthropoda; Insecta; Hymenoptera; Diprionidae. The coding region runs from base 148 to 1359 and encodes 403 amino acids. The transcript is spliced from 3 exons. Gene Ontology annotation, biological process: regulation of transcription by RNA polymerase II. Gene Ontology annotation, cellular component: nucleus.